Fusarium odoratissimum NRRL 54006 is the source of this 1083-nucleotide messenger RNA. Its product is annotated as protease. The record is from RefSeq and is a predicted model, not a curated record. The transcript has 4 exons. Bases 1 to 1083 code for a protein of 360 amino acids. Gene Ontology annotation, molecular function: serine-type endopeptidase activity. Gene Ontology annotation, biological process: proteolysis. Lineage: Eukaryota; Fungi; Ascomycota; Sordariomycetes; Hypocreales; Nectriaceae.
AUGGAUACCCAACACAUCAGCCUGCCAGGUCAGUGGGUCGUCAUUGUCAAACCCUACCUGACGGCCGAGGUAAUGCAGAGAGAGCAUUUGUUGAAGUUGGAUAACAUGACGGAGGACAACAAUAUUCCCUUUAAUGUGCAGGUCGGUCAGAAGUUCGACUUACCCGAGUUAAAAGGCUACUCUGCCAGGUUCGAUGACGACACCAAAGCUGAGUUAGAGAGGAUGCCCGAGGUCCUUAGCAUCGAGCCAGAGCAGCUCUACAGCCGCUGUCAGCUUCAAACUGAUGCACCAUGGGGUUUGGGAAGGAUUUCAGCACGCGCCACGCUUGGCGCCCCUCCUUACCAAUACAGAUAUAGGGAUGACGCAGCCGGCGCUGGCACAGUCGCGUACGUCAUCGACACUGGCAUUAACGAUAGACAUGUCGAAUUUGAGGGCCGAGCUAUCAAGGGACCCAUAUUCGUAUCUGAUGGUUCUGCAAGUCCCGAGGACAUACUUGGCCACGGCACUCAUGUCGCGGGCACAAUUGCAAGCAGGGCAUACGGUGUGGCCAAGAAAGCAAACGUCGUAGGCGUCAAAGUGUUCAGCGAUAGAACGGGUUUUGCGCAGACUAGUGACAUCAUCAAGGCGCUUAAUUGGGUCGUUGACAAUGUCAAUGUGCGUGGCAUCAAAGGCCGCGCAGUGGUGAACAUGAGUCUGGGAGGCGGGCCCAGUCCCGCUUUGGAUGGCGCCGUUGCGUCCACUGUCCGUCAUGGAGUGGUAGUCUGUGUUGCUGCCGGAAAUCGGCGUGAUGCUGAGGCCAUGUCUCCUGCUCGCGAGCCGCUUGCCAUCACUGUGGGUGCAUCAGAUAGGAAUGAUGCGUUUGCCAACUUCUCAAGCUUCGGAAAGACGACUCCACAUGUGGCUGGCGUUGCUUGCUGCCUUCUGAGUGAUGCCACUUGGCAGGGCCGCGACUCUUCCGAGGUGAUGUCAAAGAUUCUCAUUCUUGCCGAUAAAGGCGACAUCACUGGAAUUGGUCCUGGAAGUGCCAAAGACAGGACAAUCAACGCGAUAGUACAUAAUACUACUAAUUUUUUGGAUGUUUAG